UUUCUUUUGUCAGUUUCUGCUUAGCUUCUGAAAUUUAGGGUCCCUUCAAAUUCCUCUCUCUGUUUUUCAGUUCUUUUACUUAUAUUAAACCAAAGCAGAAUUUUACUUUAUUCUGAAAAAUCUUAGCUUUUUUCACUGUUAAUCUUUUCAGAAAAACAUGAAUGUGUGUGAAAUACUCAUGAAGAGACACAACUAGGGAUGUUCUGUUUGUUUGUUUUUUCACCAUUUGCAUUAUAGUUUUGUGUGUGUGUAUGGUCAAGAAAAGCUUAAAGGUGGAGUCUUUGGUAUCUCUUCUAAUGGAAAAUUAUGUACAAGACGCCGGUGGGCUUUGAGUGAAUCUUAUUUUGCAUAGUAAAAGGAAAAUGUCAUUAAAAUCAAAGAAAGGAUGGAAAUCAGGCAUGCCUCUCCGUCUGAAGACCAAAUCAUCAGCACAUUUUUGUUUGCUCCCCAAAACGAAGUCGGAUCGUUUUGCUCCUGGUGAGACACCAGUUUGUCUCAAUGUGUAUGACUUGACACCAAUGAACAACUAUGUCUACUGGGCUGGUUUUGGCAUCUUCCAUUCUGGUGUGGAAGUUCAUGGUGUAGAGUACGCAUUUGGAGCUCAUGAUUACCCAACCAGUGGUGUCUUUGAAGUUGAACCGCGACAAUGUCCAGGAUUUAAGUUUAGGAAGUCAAUAUUUGUUGGAACUACAAAGCUGGAUCCGAAUCAGGUUAGAGAGUUCAUUGAGCAUCAAGCUGCUGCCUACAAUGGUGACUCCUAUCACUUGAUCGUGAAGAACUGCAACCAUUUUUGCAAGGAUAUAUGCCACAAGCUGACCGGGAAAAAGAUUCCAAAAUGGGUGAACAGGCUUGCAAAAUUAGGUUCAGCAUUCAACUGCAUGUUACCUGAGGCUUUGAAAGUUGCUGCUGUCGAAGACGAACCAAAUGGCCCAGAGUAUGAUAGUGAGAAGAGAAGGCUGAGAAGUGCUUUCAGUUGUUUUUCUUCGAUUUCAACGAGACAACAGAAGCUAUCUGCUGUCAAAGACGUACCAAAUGGCCCAGAAUAUGAUGGUGAGAAGAGAAGGCUGAGAAGUGCUUUCAGUUGUUUUUCUUCGAUUUCAACGAGACAACAGAAGCUAUCUACGUCUUCGUUAUUUCUACAGUCACCCGUUAAAGGCUGCUUACCUUCGUUGGAGUUGAGAAAGUCUACCAAAUGCUCUUCAAAGGAAAAGCAAACAUAAUGUACUCUCUUGUGAUCACAUUUUCCUUGAUGAAAAAAAAAUUGUGAAGGCUACCCCAUAUGGUAUUUUGAGAAAACUAUAGAAUGAUAGAUUUACAUUCUUUAAGAAGGUAUACUAUGUGUAAUGUGGCAUUGCCAGUAUAUACAAUUUGUGUUCCUUGUUUGGUCCCUUG
Messenger RNA from Solanum tuberosum (potato), 1392 nucleotides. RefSeq names its product deSI-like protein At4g17486. NCBI's taxonomy places the organism in Eukaryota, Viridiplantae, Streptophyta, Magnoliopsida, Solanales, Solanaceae. The coding region runs from base 363 to 1220 and encodes 285 amino acids. The transcript is spliced from 4 exons. Gene Ontology annotation, biological process: protein deubiquitination. The record is from RefSeq and is a predicted model, not a curated record. Gene Ontology annotation, molecular function: deubiquitinase activity.